AUGAAGUUGACGCGUUUUCUGCGUGUAAACGUCCACUCAGAUGCUCUUUCAAGAACAGCGGUAGGAAACCGAAUAAUUCAAGCAUCCUUUCAACUUCAUCCAUCCUUUGACGUCCAAUAUGAGUUAGGUUCAAGAGAAUUUACACUUUAUUCGAAUAAUAUUAACGAUGCGUCCGUGUUGGUUCAUUGUAUAGUUGGUAGUUGUUCGUUGCGAUCUUUGGAAGGAGGUUGUAAAAAAGGCAGUGCGAAGAAAAAAUUGCUUCCCAAAACGAGAUGUCAGAAUCAGUCACUAAAUGUUCCACCUGUAGAGUUUAGUGCGCUUGUGAAUGUGACGGGGUCAGGAAUUACAGUUGAAGCUUCCUGCAGUUCUAUGCUUGGUUUGCUUUUGAUUGAUGGCGUGAGACUUCAUGAUGGUUCUAUUAGCGAAUCCUUGGUACCCAGAGAAGGGCGUGCGGUUGGUGAAAUGUUGUAUCAAGGACCAUGGUUAAAUCAAAGAGUUUUAUCAGAAUCAGCAAUUGGCGUGAAAAGUAAUGUUGGCGCAUUAGACCCCUGGAGGCAGGAACAAGCCUUUUUUUUCGACAGACAUGUACGGCCCUGGGUUUCGCGUUUCCUGCGUUUUGGCCACUCUCCUGUUCAUACGGUAAAACCUGACUUUGCGGAUGUGCUUUCCCGUUUUCUUGAGUGUUUUCAUGUCGAUGAUGAUCUUGCAUACUUUGUGGAGCACUUUGCUCAUGAGGUGCAAAGAAGAGAAAGAGAUAUGUGGACUAGACUUGUGAAGGGUAUUAUUAGGUGA
This is a messenger RNA of Trypanosoma rangeli, 792 nucleotides long. RefSeq lists its product as uncharacterized. NCBI's taxonomy places the organism in Eukaryota, Euglenozoa, Kinetoplastea, Trypanosomatida, Trypanosomatidae. The transcript has a single exon. The coding region runs from base 1 to 792 and encodes 263 amino acids. The record is from RefSeq and is a predicted model, not a curated record.